Molecule: messenger RNA, 4533 nt
Organism: Enhydra lutris kenyoni (northern sea otter)
Lineage: Eukaryota; Metazoa; Chordata; Mammalia; Carnivora; Mustelidae
Gene: TRAPPC11
Product: trafficking protein particle complex 11
Exons: 29
Coding region: 63-3518 (1151 amino acids)
Source: RefSeq, a predicted model, not a curated record
ACCGGCCACAGCUGCAGCGGGCCCGGGGCGUGCGGCCUGGAUUUUUUCCUGACAUCUUGAACAUGAGCCCCACACAGUGGGACUUCCCUGUGGAAUUAUGUUGCCGGCCAAUGGCUUUUGUUACCCUUACGGGCCUGGAUGUAGUUUAUAAUGCUGUCCAUCGAGCUGUCUGGGAUGCUUUCUGUGCCAAUCGGAGGGCUGAUCGGGUACCGAUUUCUUUCAAGGUGCUCCCAGGUGACCAUGAGUAUCCCAAAUGUAGACCUAAGAGAACUUCCUACGAAUGGUACAUUCCUAAGGGGAUCCUAAAGACCGGCUGGAUGAACAAACACCUGAACCUGGUGCCAGCCCUGGUGGUUGUGUUCUACGAGCUGGACUGGGAUGAACCCCAGUGGAAAGAAAAGCAGUCCGAGUGUGCCACCAGAGUGGAGAUUGUCAGGCAGAGUUUACAAGGGAGAAACACAAAAGUUGCAGUGGUUCUGAUUCAGAAGAAAACUCCUUUGCCCCCAGGAGAAGAUGUCACUGCGUCAGAAAGAGCUGCAGCUUUAUGUAACGCGUGUGAACUCUCGGGGAAAUCUCUGUUUGUCCUACCCCACACUGAUCACUUGGUGGGUUACAUUAUAAGAUUAGAAAAUGCCUUUUAUGAACAUGCACAGACUUAUUACUACACUGAGAUCAGAAGAGUGAAAUCUCAUAAGGAAUUUUUGAAUAAAACAACACACCAGCUUUUAUUUGUCAGACAUCAAUUUAAAAUAGCUUUCUUCAGUGAAUUGAAACAGGAUACACAAAAUGCUCUGAAGAAUUACAGGACCGCCUAUAACCUUGUACAUGAGUUGCGAGCCCAUGAAACUAACAUUCUGGAAAUAAAGACUAUGGCAGGAUUUAUAAACUACAAGAUCUGCAGGCUGUGUUUUCAGCACAACACCCCAUUGGAUGCUAUCGCUCAGUUCCGAAAACACAUUGACUUGUGUAAGAAAAAAAUUGGAAGUGCAGAGUUGUCUUUUGAGCAUGCUGCGUGGAUGUCUAAACAAUUCCAGGCCUUUGGAGACUUAUUUGAUGAAGCUAUUAAGUUAGGGCUGACAGCUAUUCAAACUCAGAAUCCUGGCUUCUAUUACCAGCAGGCAGCGUACUACGCCCAGGAGAGGAAACAGCUCUCAAAAACCCUCUGUAACCAUGAGGCUUCAGUAAUGUAUCCCAAUCCUGAUCCAUUAGAAACACAAACAGGCGUUCUUGACUUUUAUGGACAAAGAUCAUGGCGACAAGGAAUACUAAGUUUUGAUCUUUCUGAUCCUGAAAAAGAGAAGGUGGGAAUUCUUGCCAUUCAGCUGAAGGAGAGAAGUGUUGUUCACUCUGAAAUAAUAAUAACUCUUCUGAGCAAUGCUGUUGCACAAUUUAAGAAGUAUAAGUGUCCAAGAAUGAAAAGUCAUCUAAUGGUUCAAAUGGGAGAGGAGUAUUUUUAUGCGAAGGAUUAUACCAAAGCUUUGAAGUUGCUGGAUUACGUGAUGUGUGAUUACCGGAGUGAAGGGUGGUGGACCUUGCUCACGUCCAUACUGACUACAGCUCUGAAGUGCUCCUACCUCAUGGCCCAAUUAAAAGAUUACAUAACUUACUCCCUAGAACUCCUUGGAAGAGCUUCAACUCUGAAAGACGACCAGAAAUCUCGGAUCGAAAAGAACCUCAUAAAUGUUCUGAUGAAUGAGAGUCCCGAUCCAGAACCCGACUGUGAUGUCUUAGCUGUGAAAACAGCUCAGAAGCUGUGGUCGGACCGCAUCUCCCUGGCUGGUAGCAAUGUCUUCACAAUAGGGGUGCAGGACUUCGUGCCGUUCGUACAAUGCAAAGCCAAGUUUCACGCCCCGAGUUUUCAUGUUGAUGUUCCUGUGCGGUUUGAUAUCUAUCUGAAGGCUGACUGUCCACAUCCCAUUCGAUUUUCCAGGCUCUGUGUCAGCUUUAAUAAUCAGGAGUAUAACCAGUUCUGUGUAAUUGAAGAAGCAACCAAAGCAAGUGAAGUUUUAGAAAAUUUGACUCAGGGAAAGAUGUGUCUAGUUCCUGGUAAAACAAGGAAAUUUUUAUUUAAAUUUGUUGCAAAAACUGAAGACGUGGGGAAGAAAAUUGAGAUUACUUCGGUAGAUCUGGUUCUGGGCCACGAGACGGGAAGAUGUGUGGUUUUAAAUUGGCAAGGAGGAGGAGGGGACGCUGCUUCCUCCCAAGAAGCCUUGCAGGCCUCGCGUUCUUUCAAAAGACGGCCUAAGCUCCCCGACAGUGAGCUUCACUGGGACAGCAUCGUCAUUCAGGCAAGCACAAUGAUCAUCUCCAGAGUUCCAAACAUUUCCGUGCGUCUGCGACAUGACCCUCCCGCCCUGACUAAUGAAAUGUAUUGUUUGGUUGUGAAUGUGGAGUCCCACGAGAAGACCCAGAUCAGAGACGUGAAGCUCACCGCUGGUUUAAAACCCGGACAGGAUGCCAACUUAACUCAGAAAACGCACGUGUCUCUUCAUGGAACAGAACUAUGUGACGAGUCCUACCCGGCUUUACUCACCGACAUUCCUGUGGGAGACUUAAAUCCGGGGGAACAGCUGGAAAAAAUGUUAUACGUUCGCUGUGGAACAGUAGGUUCAAGAAUGUUUCUCGUGUAUGUUUCUUACCUGAUCAAUACAACUAUUGAAGACAAAGAAAUUGUCUGCAAGUGUCACAAGGAUGAAACCGUAACUAUAGAAACUGUCUUUCCAUUCGAUGUCGCAGUUAAAUUUGUGUCUACAAAGUUUGAGCACCUGGAAAGGGUCUAUGCAGACAUCCCCUUUCUGCUGAUGACCGACCUUUUAAGUGCCUCACCUUGGGCCCUCACCAUCGUAUCCAGUGAGCUCCAGCUUGCUCCUUCCAUGACCGCAGUGGAUCAGCUAGAGUCCCAAGUGGACAAAGUUGUUUUACAGACUGGAGAGAGUGCUAGUGAAUGCUUUUGUCUUCGGUGCCCUUCUGUUGGAAAUGUUGAAGGUGGAGUAGCAACUGGGCAUUAUAUUAUCUCCUGGAAGAGGACGUCAGCCGUGGGAAAUGUCCCUGUCAUCAGUACUGUCAUCACUCUGCCACAUGUGAUCGUAGAAAACAUUCCUCUCCACGUGAACGCAGAUCUGCCAUCAUUUGGGCGUGUCAGAGAAUCCUUACCUGUCAAAUAUCACCUACAGAAUAAGACUAACUUAGUUCAAGAUGUGGAGAUUUCUGUGGAGCCCAGUGAUGCCUUCAUGUUCUCAGGUCUUAAACAGAUUCGAUUACGGAUCCUCCCCGGCACCGAACAGGAAAUGUUAUAUAAUUUCUACCCUCUGAUGGCCGGGUACCAGCAGCUGCCGUCUCUCCACGUCAACCUGCUAAGGUUUCCUCACUUCACCAAUCAGCUGCUCAGGCGUUUCAUACCUACCAGUAUUUUUGUAAAGGUAAGACCGAGGCGUGGUCUGCUCUUGAGGCCUCCCAGCUUGCAGGCAGAUCAGGUGUCUCUUUCUCGUAAGGUUCCCCAGACGGCAUUUGGAGACUGAAAGCUUUGGUUGCCAUGACGUCAGUUUGGCGGUAUCGCUGGUCGUGUCCGUACGGUUGCUGCUGUUUCACAGAAUCGAAUUCCAAAGUUUUUUAUUCCCUUGGGUGGAUAACGAUUUACCCUCGCAGGAUGCUGAGACGGGUUUUCCCUUCGGCUUAGUAAAGGAUGGUUUUAUCCUGUAGUUAGUUGGGAACUAGUUUUCCAUCAAAAUGGAUCAACUUCCUAAAUGUGAUCUUGAACGUUCCUCCUUCUCUGUGCGAUACCGCCUGGGGCCUUCUCUGCAAAGGAUCCCGCGUCGGAAACUGCGCGGCUUGAAUGUUCUGCUAUUUCACACGGGGACCAUUUCCAGGUUCCUGAGGUACAGGGAUGUGUGGGAUGGUGGGAGUCGGUGUGGGAGAGGGUGGCCCGGGCGGCGCAGGUGGCUCACCCAGCAGCGCGCUCACCUCCGCCGAGGCCAUUCUCACCACUGGGAAGUAGGGCUCCCCUCCCGGGAGCUGCGGGUUCCUCAGUGCCUCGGGCACACGUGGGUGUAGAGACGUCCUGUGUGCAGACGACCGGUGUGCCACCUUCUCUUUUAACUCCAUACUCGCUUUCGGAAUGACGUGUCACAAGGCUCACACUUGCCUCUUUGGUGUCUGUCUCAUUCCAGUUUGAAGGAACUGUCCCUUCUUUACAUAAUCUGGAAUGGGGUACCUGAUAAAGGUUCCAGAUAAGGUUCCAGAAAAAUAAACAUUUGUAAGUCUUAGCAUAACUGGCCCUCCUUUUUCUAACUGCCGUGCUCUUUUUUCUAAAUACAAGUACUGCCUUCUAGUAACUUGACUGCUGCCGAAAAGGUAGGCUGGGAUCCUCAGAGCCGGCGGAAAUCUGAGGGGCAGUAGUUUCGCCUGUCAUGCUGAGGACAGUGAUUGAGGCUUACUGUCUUCCCUCGUAGUGAACAGUCCUACUGACUCAAGUUGUCCAUCCCUUCACACCCUCACUGAACUCUAGAGCUGCGCUAUUCUAGUAUGAUGGGCCCU